AAACCACUGGGGCUCUCCGAUGCGACCCAAAACUGUCAUUGGCGUCACCUUUUUUCGGUGCUGCUGGUUCACGUUCGUUUGCGGUGCAGUGAAAAUUGUGAAUUUUACCGUGAAAUUCCAUCGGCCGUGAUUUUACAACACCCGAUAUUAGUGCAUUGGCCUCUCCUGCAACAGGAAAACAUAUUUUCUCCGAGAUGAGUAAGACGGAUUUGCCGGCGGUCGAGGAUCUGAACGGACUGGUAUCCGGUGACAACGGAAACCCCCCGGUCGGUCAACCGAAUCUUAAGCGCCCCGUUCGGGUGGCGAAGAAAUCGGUGAGCAAGCAGGAUGCUUUGCCAAUCGAGGAAGCCCUCAAGACCGAGCUGACGGGUACGAACAACAUGAAGACACCGAUCUCGGUGCUGCAGGAGCUGCUGAGUCGCCGCGGAAUCACUCCGCAGUAUGACUUGAUCCAGGUCGAGGGAGCUGUCCACGAGCCAACUUUCCGCUAUCGGGUCUCGUACCAGGACAAGGAUGCCAUGGGUACGGGCAAAUCGAAAAAGGAGGCGAAGCACGCCGCUGCCAAGGCCCUGAUCGAUAAGCUGGCAGGCAAUGCCUUCGGCGAUACCCAAACCGGUGGGUUGAACAUCAAGGCCGAAGCCGGACUCGACGGCGAUGACGAACCGACCGGAAAUCCCAUCGGCUGGCUGCAGGAGAUGUGCAUGGCUCGCCGCUGGCCGCCACCAACCUACGAGACCGAGAUGGAAGUUGGACUGCCACACGAGCGCCAGUUUACCAUUGCCUGUGCGGUGCUCAAGUACCGUGAGGUGGGCAAGGGCAAGAGCAAGAAGAUUGCCAAACGCCAGGCUGCCCAGCGGAUGUGGCAACGGCUGCAGGAUCAACCGCUGGAACCGAACCAGAUCAUCCAGAUGUUGGACGAGGAGGGCAAUGAAGAGCUGAAGGCGGCCAGCAUUACCGGGCGGUACGCUGGAUUGAAGGAUGCCCGUAUUCCCAGCCUCACUACCGGUCACGGCCAAAAAGUGUCCCAGUUCCACAAGGCCCUGAAGGCACGCAGCGGCGAAACUCUGCGCCAACUGCAGGUCACAUGCUUGAAUGACAAAUCGAUCGACUUUGUGCAGAUGCUGCACGAGAUCGCAACCGAGCAACGGUUUGAGGUGACCUACGUUGACAUUGACGAGAAAACGUUGUCCGGUCGCUUCCAGUGUUUGGUGCAGCUGUCUACGCUGCCUGUGGCCGUAUGCCACGGUAGCGGAAGCACGGCCAAGGAGGCGCAAACUGCAGCAGCUCGCAACUCGCUGGAAUAUCUGAAGAUCAUGACCAAGACCUAAGGGGUGUAACGAGGCAUCAUGAGAACGGGGCUCGGUCGAUAAAAUCAUAUUCUCGCGUAGAAGAAUAGCAAAGGCGAAAAAGAAAGAAAAUCGUGUUGACGCCAAAUUUUCCAAAUACACCAUUGUAAAAGUUCAAUUAGCCAAUACCUGGCGCAACAAACGACGAGAAAUGAACUAUUUGUGUAUCGACCAAAGACGAGCCGAGAACAAUUUGUCUGGAGCGCACCUAGCGGGAUCAAGUAAAUAAUUGUGGAACACCAUCUCCCGCCAACAACAUGAUUGACCGCGCUCCGAUGGGACGCCAGAGGGCGUCAAUAAUUCUUGAAACAAACACAUUUUUACUCUAGGUAUUUGUCAACGUUUAUCUAUGUUUUAUUAUUUUGAUGUUUUUUUUGCCGUAAUGUUUCUUCUCUUUGGAGAAUACUGACAAAGGUGUUUUACCUUUUACGGUGAAGAUUGUAUUUCUACAUUAUUUUUGUUUGUUUGGACUUUGUAAAUUUUUUUAUUAGGCAUAAGGUUCUUACGAUUUUUUUUUUCCUCUGAUGUAUUGUGUACUCAAAAAUUUUUAUCGAAUCAGAUUAACUAAAUACAUAAAUAACUAGUAUCAUUAUCAAGCAUUUAAUCGAUGAAAAAAUAUGUAAAACUACUCUUAGCUACACUGAAAAAGCAAAACGUAUAGCAGAUAACGCAUACUUGAAACAUGAGUUAUUCUACCAGCGUUUUAAAUGCAUACGUUACACCAUUUCUCAAUUGCUAUAGUGCAACGAAAAUCAAUUUUCUCCAAUUGAAUGAAAUGAAAUCUGAUCGAAACCACACACACUGAAAUGGUUGUCCCUUAUGAAAUAAAUAAAAAAAAGAUCAACAACUCAAGCGAACCAUUCGAGUUAUUUAUGUGUAUAGUGUAAUACGAACUUGGCAAAACAAUAAAGGUAUCAUAAUCGCUAAAUCUUGGAUCAAACAAAGAAAAAUGAUUGGAAUACAACGCAGUUGUUACGCAAAUAACAAACAACCCGAAGUUGAACGGAACCUUUCUUUCGAAUUACAAAUAUUGGAAGCAAAAAUGUGUGCGUAUUGAAGCCAACCAGAUGCACCAGAUGUCGCGCCCUCCGUUUUGGCAAUUAGCCAAACAGACAAGCGGAGAGUACAUCUUGCAUUAAAAACCAUAAUACAAGCUAUACUUUGCAUAGAAUUAGUGGGUUUUAUUUUCCAAGAAAAUAUACAACACAUCCAAUGUCAAGUUACUCUAUAAUAGCAUAUAGAAUACAGUUUUGUCUAGGUUUUCAGCUUUUUUUUUACCGCGAUUGAAAACUAUGGAUUACAACCUUGAUUAAUCGAUCAUUACAAUUUUCCGUUUUCAUCUAUACAUGUAACGAUAUGAAAAAUAAACGUUGCUUUGUAAUAAUUAUUGGAAAAUUGCAUCGUAAAUGUAUUUGCUGUCAUUGAGAGUAUUGAAGUAUCAAGUCAAAGAAAAUAAGGUAAAAGCACACAUUACUUGAAUCUAACGCCACGUAAAUGAAAGCAAAAAGAUAUAUGAAUACAAUUAGUGGGAUUUUUUCGAGCAUCUAACUAUUAU
Messenger RNA from Aedes aegypti (yellow fever mosquito), 2901 nucleotides. RefSeq names its product interferon-inducible double-stranded RNA-dependent protein kinase activator A homolog (gene loqs). The transcript has 7 exons. The coding region runs from base 195 to 1328 and encodes 377 amino acids. The record is from RefSeq and is a predicted model, not a curated record. NCBI's taxonomy places the organism in Eukaryota, Metazoa, Arthropoda, Insecta, Diptera, Culicidae.